Debaryomyces fabryi is the source of this 489-nucleotide messenger RNA. It is a transcript of the gene CTF8, whose product is annotated as Ctf8p. The record is from RefSeq and is a predicted model, not a curated record. The transcript has a single exon. Gene Ontology annotation, biological process: mitotic sister chromatid cohesion. Lineage: Eukaryota; Fungi; Ascomycota; Pichiomycetes; Serinales; Debaryomycetaceae. Gene Ontology annotation, cellular component: Ctf18 RFC-like complex. Bases 1 to 489 code for a protein of 162 amino acids.
AUGCCUACUACCAAGAUUGAUUAUAACGUUGCUCAUAAUAUACUAAAUGAAAAAGCUCCCAAUGAAGGUGACCUGAUAGAGAACGAUGAUAUCAUAUCUACGCCAUAUGGUUUAUCGAUCUUGGAGAUUCAAGGCGAACUAAACCUCCCCAAGUCGUUUCCCCAACCCAAUGAGAAUCACAAAUCCGAAUACUUAGAAAAUUUUGUUCGGGUCAAUGAUGUGUACGAAGCUGUGAAGUUUGGGAGACUAGAAUUCGACCCUAAGAAUCAGUCCAACGUGACACUAUAUAUUGGGAAGUCUCAGAGAUUGCUAGGAUCGAUGGUUGAUUUAGAAACGCCAUUAGCAGUACUAAGAAUAAAAACUAACAAUACAGAUAACAAGGACACAGAGGAUGGUGAUCUUGAAGCAAACAGAGAUGAUAGCAUAAAAAUCGUGGAUAUUGUAAAGAAAAAGAUAAUAUUUAAACAGAGGCCUUUACCUAUUAUGUAA